AUGUCUGAUCUGGAGAAUACGUGUUCACGUAAUGAAUCCUAUGAUUUCACAAGAUAUGCACUGAUCGUCUAUGUUGGAACUCCAAUAGCCAUUGCUGGAGUUAUUUGUAAUUUCUUUCUACUGAGGUUAUUCUCGAAGACGCGUUCUCGUAAAUCCCCAACACUUUAUCUUUUAGUUUUGGCUGUUUUAGAUAUGUUAAUGGAUCUUCUAUAUAUCCCUUUUUUUACCGUUGAUGCUCUGGCUAUUUAUCAUGAAAAUGAGACUCUAUACCAUUUAUGGCAUGUUUAUGCCAUGUUCUUAUUUGGAACAAGCCGAUUGGUUCAAUUUGCUUCAACGUACAUCAUACUCUGUGCAACUAUUGAGCGUUUCAUCGUUGUAGCUGAGAUAUCUUCAUUAGAUUUCCUUAUUACAGAGAACGGACGGUACAUAACGAUUAGCGUUGUGCUCUUCGCUGUAUUCUUACUUCGCUUGCCAGCCUUCUUUGAGUAUUACAUAACAUAUCGAGCAGAUUGUCCAAUUUACAUGAGCUAUGAUUACGUUCCGUUAUUAGCGGGAUGGGAGCAUUACCAACUGUUCAACUUCUAUGUCAUGACUAUUCUUCAUAUUUUCGUACCAUUUGCUAUACUCCUACUACUCAACAUCUCCAUUGUGGCUGUCACAAAACGAAAACUGCGAGGUAUUGGAUGGGCUGUCACAACAUUCAUCGACAUGCCUAAAGUAUCAGAAUUAAUACGGAAAGAAUCGAUGUCUUCAUCGAAAAAACGAAGAGAUGAACUUCGUUGUGCGACAUGGACUAUGGUAAGCAUUGCAACAACAUACUUAUGUUGUUCUUCGCUAUCAUUCUUUAUAUCUGUUAUGGAGAAUAUCUUUACGAACAAUACACUUCUUAUAAACGAGGAUGGCAGCAGUACGACAUUCUAUACAUUAGCCUCAGAUGCUGUCAGCAUUCUAGUUGCAGUGAAUAGUCUUCUUCGUUUAUUCGUUUAUCUCCUUUGCAGUCCAACUUUCAGGACACAGCUUUUGCAAGAAUUUCCGAUUUUCCAUUUGUGCAUAUGUUCGUGGCAUAAGAAACGUGUGGAGAAAGUUGAUGCCAAAUACCAAAACCUAGCAUAUCAAAACUUAAUGAUACCUUGUCCACAAGCCGAAGUUAUAUGA
Messenger RNA from Auanema sp. JU1783, 1155 nucleotides. The record is from the annotation of a GenBank genome assembly. NCBI's taxonomy places the organism in Eukaryota, Metazoa, Nematoda, Chromadorea, Rhabditida, Rhabditidae.